This is a messenger RNA of Arabidopsis arenosa, 701 nucleotides long. Lineage: Eukaryota; Viridiplantae; Streptophyta; Magnoliopsida; Brassicales; Brassicaceae. The record is from the annotation of a GenBank genome assembly.
GAAUUGAAUUUGGACCAGCACAGCAACCCAAACCCAAUGACCAGCUCAGUCGUCGUAGCCGACGCCAGUGACAACAACAAGGGUAUCGUGGCCCAGCAGCAACCACCAUGUAUGGCUCGUGAACAAGACCAGUACAUGCCAAUCGCAAACGUCAUAAGAAUCAUGCGUAAAAUCUUACCGUCGCACGCUAAAAUCUCUGACGACGCCAAAGAAACGAUUCAAGAAUGUGUCUCCGAGUACAUAAGCUUCGUGACCGGUGAAGCCAACGAGCGUUGCCAACGUGAGCAACGUAAGACCAUAACUGCUGAAGAUAUCCUUUGGGCUAUGAGCAAGCUUGGGUUCGAUAACUACGUGGAUCCCCUCACCGUGUUUAUUAACCGGUACCGUGAGAUAGAGACCGAUCGUGGGUCGGCACUUAGAGGUGAGCCACCGUCGUUGAGACAGGCCUAUGGAGGAAAUGGUAUUGGGUUUCACGGCCCACCACAUGGCCCAUCUCAUGGCCUACCUCCUCCUGGUCCUUAUGGUUUUGGUAUGUUGGACCAAUCCAUGGUUAUGGGAGGUGGUCGGUACUACCAAAACGGGUCGUCGGGUCAGGAUGAAUCCAGUGCUGGUGGUGGCUCUUCGUCUUCCAUUAACGGAAUGUCGGCUUUUGACCAAUAUGGUCAGUAUAAGUGAAGAUGGAAUAGAAUUACUCUUCAUUU